GGCCACGACCCCGGCCCCAGCUCUUACCGCCUCGGAAGAUCUUCCAGCCCCUGGGGUCGAAUUCCUGGGGAGGGGGCUCCGAUCCCGUGGAACUGUGUCUCUGUCACCCGGGAGGAGAAUCGGCCAAAAUUCCUAAUAAGUCACAUAGUAAAGUUGGAAAACAUACCCCGGACCUCCCCGCACGCGCCGGCGCCUCCUGCCCUUCCCCGAGGAUGUGUGCCCCGCCACCCUCGUCGCUCCUAGAGCUGGGGGCCAGGGGCGUUGAGAGGGACACAGGUGGGUGCCCAUGACCCAGCUCAGCCCGACGACUGGGAAGGACACCUGUUGGGAUGGUCCUCCAGGACCCAGGACUGGAGGGCACAGUGAGGACCGAGGAGUUGUACUUGCUCUCCACGCCGGCCCUGAAACAUGCUGUCCAGCCCUCACCCGCCCCGGCAAGUCACCCAUUUCCCAGAGAGCAGCCCCGCCACGUCCAGAUGCCCGAGUAGAGAGUUUACUUCCGGUCCCCUCCUCCCAAGCUAGGAGGAGCGAUGGAGAAGUGGGCGGGCAGGCCCCGGUUGUGUCUGAUGCUGCUUCUGUCCUUCCCUCAGCUCUGCCUGGACCAGGAGGUGUUGUCUGGACACGCUCUUCAGACGCCCCCUGAGGAGGGCCAGGGCCCUGAGGGCAUCUGGGGUCCUUGGGCCCAGUGGGCCUCUUGCUCCCAGCCCUGUGGGGUGGGGGUGCAGCGCAGGAGCCGCGCAUGUCAGCUCCCUACAGCUUCACUCCACCAGGGCCGACCCCUCCCACCCCGGCCCCCAAGACAUCCGGAAACCCUGCUGCCCCGGGGUCAGGGCCCCAGACCUCAGACUUCCCGAGAAGCCCUCCCCCUGUACAGGCCACAGCCUCGAGGCAGGGGCGGCGCGCUUCGAGGUCCUGCUUCCCCGUUAGGGGGAGAGGAGGCCCAGGAGAUUCAAGGAGCCAGGAGGUCCCGGGUUCGAGACCCUAUCAAGCCCGGAAUGUUUGGUUACGGGAGAGCGCCCUUUGCUUUGCCGCUUCAUCGGAACCGCAGGCACCCCCCGAGACCGCCUGGAUCUGAGCUAUCCCAGGCCUCAGAGCUUCCACCCCUGGUUCCAGAAGCAGAGCCAUCCUCUGCUAAUGACGCGCCUCUAACUCAGUUGCCUCCCACGGAACCACCUGCCCACGCCCUGUCCCCCUCAGCAGAACCCCCAAGCCCCGAAGCUGCUCAGACAGAGGUGCCCUCCAGAGCCAGACCUGUCCCCACACGGCCCCUCCCCAGAGCCCAGGCCUCUGGCACAGAGCCCCUCUUGCCCACCCCCUCCCCACGAGAAAGUGGCUCCUUCCACGUGUCCCCUCAGCCAAGAACGCCAAGUUUCCAGGGUCGGUCCAGUCCCCGGGUGGCAGAGAGACACCCUAAACCCUUCCUUUCUGUCCCUCGGGGCCGAGGCCAGCAGAGCCUGGAGCCCUGGAGACCUGAGGGCAAUCGCCACAGGUCCCUCUCAGAGUCUGCCCCUCACUACCCGGAUGGAUGGCUGCCUCUGCUGAGGGCUGGUCCCCAGUCCAGCUCCCAGUGGAGCCUCUUUGCUCCCAGUAGCCCUGUCCCAAGAUGUUCCGGGGAGAGUGAGCAGCUGAGAGCCUGCAGCCAAGCGCCCUGCCCCCCUGAGCAGCCAGACCCCCGGGCCCUGCAGUGUUCAGCCUUUGACUCCCAGGAGUUCAUGGGCCAGCUGUACCAGUGGGAGCCCUUCACAGAAGUCCAGGGCUUCCAGCGCUGUGAGCUGAACUGUCGUCCCCGUGGCUUCCGCUUCUAUGUCCGUCACACCGAAAAGGUCCAGGACGGGACCCUGUGUCAGCCGGGAGCCCUAGACAUCUGUGUGGCUGGACGCUGUCUGAGCCCCGGCUGCGAUGGGAUCCUCGGCUCUGGCCGGCGUCCAGACGGCUGUGGCGUCUGUGGGGGCGAUGAUUCCACCUGUCGCCUCAUCUCGGGGAACCUUACUGACCGCGGGGGCCCUCUUGGCUACCAGAAGAUCCUACGGAUCCCAGCGGGGGCCUCCCGGCUCCAGGUCGCCCAGUUCCGGCCCAGCUCCAACUACCUGGCUGUCCGAGGCCCUGGCGGCCGGUCCAUCAUCAAUGGGAACUGGGCCGUGGAUCCCCCAGGGUCCUACGCGGCCGGCGGGACCGUCUUCCAGUACAACCGGCCUCCCCGAGAGGAGGGCGCAGGGGAGAGCCUGUCGGCCGAGGGCCCCACGACACAGCCUGUGGAUGUCUAUAUGAUCUUUCAGGAGGAAAACCCAGGGGUUUUUUAUCAGUAUGUCAUCUCCUCACCUCCUCCAAACCUCGAAACCCCCACCCCAGAGCCGCGUGUCCCGCAGCUGCAGCCUGAGAUUUUGGGGGUAGAGCCCGCACCUGCGCCGGCGCCCCGCCCCGCCCGGACCCCUGGCACCCUCCAGCGUCAGGUGCGGAUCCCCCAGGUGCCCGCCCCGCCCCACCCCAGGACACCCCUGGGGUCUCCACCCGGAUUCUGGAAACGAGUGGGACACUCCGAGUGCUCUGCGUCCUGCGGGAAGGGUGUCUGGCGCCCCGUCUAUCUCUGCGUUUCUCGCGAGUCGGGAGAGGAACUGGAUGAACGCAGCUGUGCCGUGGGCACCAGGCCCCCAGGCUCCCCGGAACCCUGCCACGGUCCCCCGUGCCCCCCAACCUGGGAGGCUGGCGACUGGACGUCCUGCAGCCGCUCCUGUGGCCCGGGCACCCAGCACCGCCAGCUGCGCUGCCGGCAGGAGUUCGGGGCGGGUGGCUCCUCAGUGCCUCUGGAGCGCUGUGGACACCUCCCCCGGCCCAACAUCACCCAGCCCUGCCAGCUGCGCCUCUGUGGCCAUUGGGAGGUUCGUUCAGCCUGGAGCCAGUGCGCGGUGCGGUGCGGCCGCGGCCAGCGGAGCCGGCAGGUCCGCUGUGUGGGAAGCAACGGGGAUGAAGUGAGCGAGCGGGAGUGCGCGACGGGCCCCCCGCGGCCCCCCAGCAGAGAGGCCUGUGACAUGGGGCCCUGCACCACGGCCUGGUUCCACAGCGACUGGAGCGCCAAGUGUUCGGCCGAGUGUGGGACCGGAAUCCAGCGACGCUCCGUGGUCUGCCUCGGGAGCGGGGAGGCCGCUGGGGCGGGCCCGGAGGGAGCGGGAGCAGGAGCCGGCGAGCAGAGCUGUGCCCCGGGAAGCCGGCCCCCCGACAUGCGUGCCUGCAGCCCGGGGCCCUGUGAGAUGACAUGGUGCUGGUACGCGGGGCCCUGGGCUGAGUGCUCCGCAGACUGUGGCCCUGGCACGCAGCGACGAGACAUCAUCUGUGUGUCCAAACUUGGGGCUGAGUUCAACGUAACUUCUCCUAGCAACUGUUCCCACCUGCCCAGGCCCCCUGCCCUGCAGCCCUGUCAGGGGCAGGACUGCCAGGACCGCUGGUUUUCUACGCCCUGGAGCCCGUGCUCUCGCUCCUGCCAGGGCGGCGUGCAGACAAGGGAGGUCCAGUGCCUGACCGCCAACCAGACCCUCAGCGUCCGAUGCCCGCUUCACCUGCGGCCCUCCAGGAAACGGCCCUGCAACAGCCAGCCCUGCAGCCAGCGCCCUGAUGAUCAAUGCAAGGACAGCUCUCCACACUGCCCCCUGGUGGUACAGGCCCGGCUCUGCGUCUAUCCCUACUACACAGCCACCUGUUGCCGCUCUUGCGCCCAUGUCCUGGAGCGGGCCCCCCCGGAGCCCGCCUGAAAUGGGCCCAGGAGACCCUCACCUGAUGGUUUCUCACGCCACCAUCAGUCACCCAUCCGUCAGCCCGCUCCGUACCCUCUGGCUCUCCAGCCUGUCCUGGUCUCACCUCCCCCAGGGUGGUCGAAGGUGGCGGAAUGAGUGACGGUGACGGUCAGGACGUGUGGUUGGGCCUGUGCGGUGGUGUGACCCUGAGUGUGCACACGUGCCCCCGUGUGUACCCGGGCCUGCAUGGAGGUGUGUGCGCUCAUACGUGUGUGUCGCUUCUCACAAAGAUGUUAAACAGACUGAGGAGGAAGGGGGAGGGGACGACGCCCGUUUCCCUGAGACUUUUCUAGGCUGAGAGCGAAGCCGGUUUGCAGCUCCUUAGUAACCCGAGCUGCUUAGCGACUGGCCCCCCAUCAACCCCAGCCUUGCACCCUAAACCUCAUUUCUCAUGGUCGGGCCUCAUAUCUUCUAAACCACCCUUUUGUCCUCCGGCCCCCUACCCUUACUUGGUCUCUCUGUCCCUACGUUUCAUAAUUGGCGAGGGGUGGUGGUGGGCCACGGCCCACCCCACCUGACCCCGGGAAGAGAGGCCCUGCAGCCAGCGGGGACCAGCUGGGCAGAGGCUGGAGAGAGAGAUGAGAAUAAGGCAGCCCGGCCCCCGCUCCCACCUCCCGACAUGCUUCCCGCCCCACAACUAAUUUAUUUUUUAUUAAAGAGGAUUAUGACAAAUGAGAAAAGGCUCUUUAUUGUUUUCAUGGGAACCCAGCCAUACAAGCCACCUAAAUGAGCAGGGUGUGGUCAGAAUGAAGGGUGGGAAGGGAACAGCGCUCAGAGCCCGGGCGCAGAGGGCUCGGGCGGGAAGGCUAACGAGUGAGCCCCGUCACCCCAGAUGGGAGGGAGAGGAUCCCGGCUGGCCGUAGGCCCUGCAGCUUGGCCACUGACCACUAGAGGUCGCCACUCCUCCCAGUUUAGAUAUGGAGUCGGGAGCUUGGGUCCAGAGCCGGGGAAAAACGGCCAGGUCUACGGCCGUUUGGUGGCUUUCCUAGUGGGCCGAGCCUGCCCGGAAAGCCUCUCGUCACCUAGCAGCACUUUCUUCAGUCUGGGGCUGAGCUGAGUGGCAGCUGGCUUUUCCGGGGUCUUUUUUUUCCUGUUCCCUUUCUUUGGCCCCGCCUUCCUGCCGCCUCCAUCCUUUCUGCCCUUACGUAUUUCCCUAUUAAGCUGUGGGUUUAUUGCUCGUCGUAGUGCGGGGGAGAAGGGAAGCGAUUUCCGCCCCUCCCCGCCCCCACCGGCUGGAGGAGGAGGAGCCUGGCCUGGCUCCAGGGGACUUGGGCGGAGUCAAGACGGUACAGGAUGUCCUGCCAAAGACAUUCUUCUGAGAUGUCUCACCCUAGUCGCCUCCCUCCUGCCACCCUCACCCAUUUCAUCUCUCAAGGUAAAUAGCCUGCUGGAGGUGGUGUGAGAGCCACAGCCUUCUCCGUGGUCCAGGUCCUCGCCCUGACCCCACGGUUCCGAAGGCCGAGGCCAGACUUCCACUCCUGGAAGCCACACUUCCCAGGGGAUCCUGUGCCUUGGAAAGAGAGCAACAGAACCCGACUCCUCUCCUGCCCGCCCACCCCUCUCUGCACCUGCAGAGAGAGGGGACCUCAGUGCCUACUGUGUCCUGAGCCCACCCCCACCCUCUGAAGGACAGGACUUGUCUGCUCUGGCAGCUUCCUCGCGUCAUACUGUCCCUUCGGGAGUCAGGCUCUCCCGGGGCUAGAAGUGGCUGAGAAGAAAGACUCUGGACAUCUUGAGAGGGAGGAAGGACACGAAAGGGAAUGAGGGGAAGGAAAAUGCAAUUAGCCCACGGCAAGGGGUGAGCGAGGAAAGGGGGUACAAGGAACCCCGACUGUCUCCGUGUCUGCGCAGCCUCAACAGGAACACUAAAGAGACCUGUUCCUCUCUGGUGACCCUGCAAGGGGAUCAAAGAUGUGAGGGACCAGGGAAGUGAGAUCUGAACCCACCCAGCAGAUACCGCGGACGGAGGGAGGAGUCCUCAGCCGAGGGAGGGGGUGGUGGUGAAUAGCUGGGCCCUCCCAGCGAUUCCUGGAAGCUUCUGGGCUGGGCCCGUGCCCCAGCUCCGCCGCGGCUCAGCUGACUUCUCCGAAGUUCCCCUCCCUCGCAGGCCCAUGAAGGCUGUUGCUGGGCAGGUUUGGAGUUUGGCCCGAGCUGAGGACCAAUCACAGGUGGGGAAUGCCGCCGCAGCCCCUCUUAGGGCUCCCCCGGCUUCAGCACCUCCUUUCUCGCUCCGAUGGCCUCUGAGCUCCCCUGGGGCCUCCAGUCACUGCCUUCUCAGGAAGUGGGCUCUCAUCUGGGGGGUGCCCCCUGCCCCUCUCAUUUUAAAGCUAAGAUUCAGUGCAGCCCCUGAGGGUUGUUUCCUCUGGUCACUGAGAUCAGUACAGGUCCGUAUGGAAGCUUUGAGGAUGGGGACCUUAACCCCAAGCCACCCCUUCUCCUGGCCCCUGACAGGGGAGCAGUGUGGCCAGACACCUCAGAGUUGACCUCCAAAGCCCCCUAGAGGGACUUGUGAGAGAGGAAGCUGCAACCCGAGGCCAGCGAGGUGCGGUGGAGCGCCCCCGAGGUCUGGCGCACUGGGGGGCAUUUAGGGAAGGACUCGGAGGAAGUGCACCCCUGAGAACGGAGGUGGGGGUGGGGCGGCCAUGGGAACAACUCUGUAUGCACACCGAGGUGCGGCCUGCAGAAGGCCAGCAAAGCGCGGAGGACUCCUCACUUCUGAGUGUUUGCGAGGAGAUCGGGGUUCUAUGUCACCGUACUUGGGGGUGAACCCGCGAAGUCUCAGUUCAGCUGGGUCAGAAUUCCUCUCUCCUCCCCAGGGUAUUUACCCAAUUAAGCUGCGGCCUUCAGACUAAAUUUAGCUCCUAGACUUCCCCAGCCCCCUGGGCCUCCCUGCAAGCAGGUGCUCACAGCUGCGGGGCUGGGUCUGUGGGGCGAGUCACUGUCAGCUCUGUGGUCCAGAUUCGGCCUCUGGUGACCAGGAGUGGAGCGGAGCGCAGGGACACAGUGGCUGGCCAGGACGCAGGGGUCUCGACCUUAAGGCACCUCCCUCAGGGGCCCUUUGGAGGAUCUGGGGGGCGGGGCCUGCGGGCGGCAGAGCGGUUGAGUGAGGCCACACGCGAGGAGCGGCACCCCUCCAGGCUCCAGCCAGGUCCUCUCUCGUUUCCGGUUUCCCUUUCGCCCCAGUUUUUGGAAGAGGGACUUCGUUUUAACUCAACAGCUUCCCCCAGCAGAGUAAAUUGAGUCAAGGAACUGUCUCCUCUCCCUGAACCCUGGAGAAUCAUGCAAGACUAGACGUUGUAGUUUGCGGCUGUGUGGGGUGGGGGUUUCUAGGGGAACCCUACCCUCUCCUAGAACACGCCUCAAAUCCACCAUGUCUGGUGCCAGGAGUCACUGGGUGGGGAAGUCGGAGCAGAGGGGGCUUAUUUGCGACAGCCAGGUGAGGAAGAGGUGUCAGCUUUAAAGGGCGGGAGGCACCUUCUACAGGAAGCAGCCUCAGGAAAGUACCUAAGUUUGUCAACAAGAGUGAUAUUUGUGUUAACCUCAAGCAAGACAGCACAGAUCAUGAACUUGACUUUGGGCUCCUCCAACCGAGACUGAGGAAAACUCGAGGGGAGGGCCUUCCAGGGCUGAGGGUGGACAGGAUUUGAGGGAGGGGCGUGCCAGACCCGUCUGCCGCCCAGCCGAAGGGGCAGCACAGACAUGGCUUGGAAGCAGCCCGGGCAGGCCUUUCUCCCAGCACCAGAGAGCUGGGUUUGGCCAGGAAAGGACCUUGCUCCUGAGAGGAGGGUGGUUCCGUUACAGAAGGUCUCGGGCUGGGGUGAGGAUGCGUGUGUUCUGAGCUUGGCCCGAAUCUCUUGACGAAACAGCUCUAUAGUGAGGAGGAAAAGAAACUGGGGGCGAGAGUGUGGGGUCACCCGUAAAAAGGAGCAGACUUAUCCUGGGGGCCCUGGGCUAAAAGGCGAAGGCCCCGCCCUGCCCUGGAACCAGAGAACCCUUCUCUCCUUCAUCCCCUCACUAUUGACUCUUGACUGCCUGCCACUUUCGUCACUGAGUUAGGCUCCUUUUCAGCUCCAGGAGAGGAGAGGGCACACGUUUUCUCGAAAGGACAGGGAGUAAGUAUUUUCGGCUUUGUGGGCCACAGCAUCAUCUCCUGCAAGGCUUCACCUCUGCUGUCGCAGCCCAGAAGCGGCCGUGGCCAGUACGCAAACGAAUGGGCGUGGUGGCUGUGUUCCCAUCAGACAUUCUGACGCCAGAAUUUUAAUUUCAUAUAAACGUGUCACAAAAUUUAAUUUAAGUAUGGAAAAACCGAUCUUAGCGCAUGGGCCAUACGAAACGGGUAGUAGGGCCGAUCUGGCAGGCAGGUGGUGUACUGACCCCUGGGACUUCCCCCAUCUGGCUGAACUGCUCUGCCCAGCCAUAGGAAGGCCUGUUUACCUCUGCUCUGCUCUGGGCUUCAAAAUACAGCUGUAGGACCUUUUAAUUCGGCCUCCUACCUACCGAUGCCGCUUCUUAGUGGCUUCUCCCUGGGAAUUCGAUGACUUGGAAAUGACUACUAGAACAAACAAGGAAUAUUUCUCAAUGUUCCUUACAUUUG
This is a messenger RNA of Pteropus alecto (black flying fox), 8379 nucleotides long. RefSeq names its product ADAMTS like 4 (gene ADAMTSL4). The record is from RefSeq and is a predicted model, not a curated record. The transcript is spliced from 18 exons. The coding region runs from base 531 to 3743 and encodes 1070 amino acids. NCBI's taxonomy places the organism in Eukaryota, Metazoa, Chordata, Mammalia, Chiroptera, Pteropodidae. Gene Ontology annotation, cellular component: extracellular matrix. Gene Ontology annotation, molecular function: metalloendopeptidase activity. Gene Ontology annotation, biological process: extracellular matrix organization.